UUUGUUGUAACGCUCUCUUAAUACAGAAUGAAUAAGUCUUCUUGUACUCGUGUCAGCUUUGACUUUACACACACAUUUCUGCCUCCUGUUUACAUCUUAGUCUUCAUCGUUGGUCUGCUAGCUAAUGGAUGGGGUUUGAAAUCUUUGCUUCAGAAGUGGAAGAAACUGGGAAACAUCAAUGUUUUUGUUUUCAACCUCGGACUCGCUGAUGUUUUGUACCUGUUCACAGUCCCACUUUUGAUGGUGUACUACUUUAUGGGCAGUAAAUGGAUCUUUGGAGAUGUGCUUUGCAAGAUAACAAGAUUCUGCUUCAACCUGAAUUUGUAUGGCAGCAUUGGGUUCCUCACUUGUAUAAGUGUGUACAGGUACCUGGCUAUUGUCCAUCCGAUGAGAGUUAUGGGAAGAAUAACUGUCCUCCACUCUGUUGGGAUCUCAGUCUUGGUUUGGCUGUUGGUGAGCAUUCAAAUUGUUCCAGACAUGUUCUUCAGCAAAACAUUUGGAAACAAGCCUGGGAAAUGUUAUGAUACCACCGGUAAGUUCUACGUCGAGGAUUACCUGAAGUACAGCCUUGGAUGGACUCUCACUGGGUUUUGUAUCCCAUUCCUGAUUGCUCUGGGCUGCUAUGGACAUGUGAUUGUUGUGCUCUGUCGCACAAACACCACUGACAAGGUACUGAAACAGAGAUGCUUGAAGUUGUUGUUCAUCUUGAUUCUUCUUUACUCCGUUUGUUACAUCCCCUAUCAUGUGUUGAAGAACCUCAACCUCUGGUCAAGAGUACUGUCCAAACAGAGAAAAUGCCGUAAAUGGUUUGAUGGAGUCUACAUUGCUCAUCAGAUAAGUCGUGGCCUUGUGUGUCUGAACAGUGCUCUCAACCCUCUGGUGUACCUCCAUGGAGAAGAAAAUAUUCCUGCUCAACUCGGGCAGCUGCUCCUGCGAGCUCGUGAGACGUUCAGCCGUUUGUCAAACUCCAACUCUGUGCGUGUAGCACAAACUGCAGAUGAGGAAAUCAUAUCUUCACAUUGACAAAUUACGGAAUGCCACUUUUCUAGUUGUAUGCGUUGACUACAAGAUGAAUGAUGUUGCCUGUUAAAUAAUUGACAUUUUUUAUGUUUUUGUAAAACAUGACGCAGUUUCAACAUGCUGACAAAUGUGCUUAAAAACAGGAACUGAAGAUUAACCACAGCCUAUUACGUUUCACUGUAUUCUUUAGAGCAAGGUUUUGGAGCUAAAGUAUAAUGAUUUAAUACUGUAGUUGGGUGCAGGGAAGCCCAGUACCAUGUGUUAUGUGUUAUGUGUGUGUAUAUUGGCUUGAACAGAAACAUGUUAGAGAAAUAAACCAUAUCGCAAAAAUGUCUGUGUAGAUAUACCUUUCUUUCUGUCUGUAAAUGAAGCACUUGCAUUAGUGUAACUGAUGAAGUUGUUAAAUUAUUUGUGCAUUUUCUGUGGUUGUAUAGCUAUAUAAAUGCAUGUAAUGUACCUAAUACUUUGAAACAGGAUUGACACUAACUAGAGUCGGGACUAAUAACUGAUGUUAGUAAUGUACCGCAGUUAUAAAGUAGAUCAAGGAUUUAAUCGGCGCCGGUUUACAGUGGUUAAUAAGUUAGUUUUGGGUCAUAGGCUACACUGUGUAACAGAGCUACAGUCUUACUUACCCAGUUCAACCGUUAUUUAAGGUCAGAAAUAUCGGUUAAAUCGGUUUGAUUCUGCUUCCAGUAUGCAAUAGGCUAAUGCUUUCUAACUCUACAAAACUGACAAUAAGUUUGGUUUUUAAAUAAGUCCAGCAUCAAUGUAAUGUUAUAUAUCCAGCUACAAACUGUCACUGUCACUUGUUUAUUUAAAAUGUAUUAACACCCAACAGGUCCAAAUUCAAUUUGCUUUAUAGUUAUACUUAUGAGAUUUGUAUAA
Gymnodraco acuticeps is the source of this 1905-nucleotide messenger RNA. RefSeq names its product P2Y purinoceptor 1-like. Gene Ontology annotation, cellular component: membrane. The transcript has a single exon. Gene Ontology annotation, molecular function: neuropeptide receptor activity. The record is from RefSeq and is a predicted model, not a curated record. Gene Ontology annotation, biological process: G protein-coupled receptor signaling pathway. Lineage: Eukaryota; Metazoa; Chordata; Actinopteri; Perciformes; Bathydraconidae. The coding region runs from base 28 to 1023 and encodes 331 amino acids.